Molecule: messenger RNA, 405 nt
Organism: Cordyceps militaris CM01
Lineage: Eukaryota; Fungi; Ascomycota; Sordariomycetes; Hypocreales; Cordycipitaceae
Exons: 1
Coding region: 1-405 (134 amino acids)
Source: RefSeq, a predicted model, not a curated record
AUGUACCAGGUACGGCCAGCGAAGUUGGAGUCCUCUUCCAAACUUGUAGCUGCUAGUAGGUACCUCUCGGCACCUACCUCCGUUUUUUCCUCUUUCCCCUCCCACCACGUCUCAAUUUCUCGUCCUCUGGUCUUCUUCUUCACCAUCAAUCUCGCCAUCUUCUCCAUCUCCUCCUUUGUGCUUCCGCUGCCAAAUCCCGCCUCUCCCUCGAUCGUCCUCGGCACUGCAGCCCUCACAUCCAACUACCGUGCAACCACCCACCAUCACCUGAGUCCGUGUCUGCGACUGUGCUGGGGGAUCCCUGGUCCACCACCUCAACUCGCUGCGGGGCUCACACUGUGUCCGUCACACACCACCAACCUACCUAGGCGCCCCGUCAACUCUUCACCUUCAACAAACUUGUAA